AUGAUUUUAGAAUCGUAUCAGCAUGUGGAACUCUUCAAAACAGGACUCCAUGAAGAGAGUCUACUCUCCAUGACUAUAAAGAAAGCUCUGGCAGCAGGAGAGUACACAGAAUUCCUGCACCUUCUAGAGAAACGUCAAUGGGUCCCCACGCGAUUGGUACUCAGGUCACCUGGUCCACAACUCAAUUGUGACUCUACAAAGUCGAUCACCAAACCAAGGUUCAGGUGUUUGGAGGUUUACUGGAUGAAACUACAGUCCGUCCAUGCGUGUGGCGAGGACAUUAAGAUCUCGGAAAACCUCAAAUACCUUGGCAGUGUAGUGCGUAACGACGGUUGGUCGAGCCAGGAAGUUACAUGGACACUGAACACCCACCUCAAGAGGCGAAUUGAUGUUUUUGGUACAAGAUGCCUUCGCAUGAUCAUGGGGUACUGCUGGUAUGACUUUGUGUCAAACCAGCGAUUCCUCCUUGAGACUGAUUCGAGGCCGAUUACCAGCAUAGAUCGUCAACGCCCACUGCGACUAUAUGGGCAUGUGGCACGCUACCCAGAAGCCGAUCCAGCAUAUCGUGUUGUCUCCGAAAGGGAUAACCCAGCAUGGAGGAGGCCAAAGGGACGACCAAAGAACUCAUGGCUGCGAUAG
Portunus trituberculatus (swimming crab) is the source of this 639-nucleotide messenger RNA. RefSeq lists its product as uncharacterized. Bases 1 to 639 code for a protein of 212 amino acids. Lineage: Eukaryota; Metazoa; Arthropoda; Malacostraca; Decapoda; Portunidae. The record is from RefSeq and is a predicted model, not a curated record. The transcript has 4 exons.